UAAAAAAAUUAAGAUGGUAAUAAUAAUGGUUUACCUUGCUUAAGUGUAAUGGUUGAUUGGUCCCCAUUUCUGAGGAAUCUCCUUGGGUUCAUAAUAUUCUAAAAUAUCCAGAAUCCAUAUUUUUAAUCAUUGGGUUAAAAUCUUAUUUAAUUCAACAUUAUUUUUUCACAAUUUUUUGUGAUUUUUUAUUAUACUAUCCUCUGAUUUUACUUUCCCAACACAAUUCUACUUUACCAUAUUUAUAUUACAUUAAUCUUUGCUCCAAUUUUUCUCUUCAAAGAAGUUGAUUUGAAUAUUUAUCGGAAAUGGGUAAAUUAUUAAAGCCAGGACGUGUUGUUAUUCUAUUAUCUGGCCGCAGAGCAGGCUGCAAGGCCGUCGUGGUUCAAACCAACGAAAGCUCUAGUAAGAAAAGGCCCUACUUGAACUGUCUUGUCGCUGGCGUUGAAAAGGCUCCAAUGAAAGUUACUAAGAAGAUGUCAAGCAAGAAGAUUGAGAAGCGACUUAAACUCAAAGCCUUUGUUAAAUACGUUAAUGUUAACCAUUUAAUGCCCACAAGGUACAUGGUUACUACAACACUGGACCCCAAAUCCUUAGUGUCAGAUGAGCAGAUGGAGAACAAAUCAUCCAGAAAGGAAGCAAGAAAAUCUGUAAAGGCUGUUUUGGAAGAAUGCUUUUCAAAUCCUGAAAAUAUCGACCCAACUCAGAAGGGAACUAGGGAUACAGCCUUUUUAAGAAAGAAACUUCGAUUUUAAUCUAUUAUAUUACUUUA
Molecule: messenger RNA, 769 nt
Organism: Theileria parva strain Muguga
Lineage: Eukaryota; Apicomplexa; Aconoidasida; Piroplasmida; Theileriidae
Gene: RPL27
Product: 60S ribosomal protein L27
Exons: 3
Coding region: 306-752 (148 amino acids)
Biological process (GO): translation
Cellular component (GO): cytosolic large ribosomal subunit; ribosome
Molecular function (GO): structural constituent of ribosome
Source: RefSeq, a predicted model, not a curated record